GGGUGAAGGGCUACAGUCUGAGCCAUGAAGAAGAUCUUCAAGGGUCACUCACCCUGGGGCUUCCUGGGCUUUAGGCAGGAGAAUCAAGAACUGCCCUGGUACCUUACUGGGUACACACCUGUCAAAAAGAUCCACAAAGCUGCAAGCGUUGGGGACAUAACCCAAGUGCAAAGGAUGCUCGAGUUUGGAGAUGUUAAUGUGAACAUUACAGACCGGAAGAAGAGGACGGCUCUACAUUAUGCCUGUGCUCAUGGCCAGUCAGAAAUGGUGAACCUCUUGCUAUGGUAUGACUGCAACAUCGAAGCCCGAGACCGUGAUGAAAGUACAGCUCUGAUCAAGGCAACACAGCGCCAGCACAAGGAAUGUGUAAAGAUUCUACUGGAAAAUGGUGCUGACCCAAAUGCCAUUGAUGCAAAUCAUAAUGCUGCUCUCCACUACGCAGUCUACAAUAACUCCAUCUCCAUAGCUGCCACACUCCUGGCAUUCAAUGCAGACACUGAAAUUAAGACAAAGAAUGGCUACACACCACUUAUACUUGCGGUGAUAGAAAACAAGCAGGAGAUGGUAGAACUGUUAUUACAGGCUGCGGCCAAUAUAAAUGCCCUGGAUAACUUCAAGAGGUCCGCCCUCAUGCAUGCUAUGAGAGCUCAGUCUAAAAAUAUGAUCAGCCUUCUUCUUCAGCAAGGUGCUGAUACUUCUUUGGGGAAUGUCUACAGAGCGACUGCACAAAGACACACUGAUUUUGAAACCUUUCAAGUGUUUUCCCAAGGUCCCAGUUCCAAUAAUCUUGAGCCCACAACAGGAGAGGGCAGACAUAAUUUUGACAUCAAGGAUGACUGCAUACCAUGUACAUAUCCCACCCAGGACAACAAAGAAAGAAUGGCACAAUUGCCAGCAAAGGAAGAGGAAAGCAUAGACACAGUUGACAAGCUGGGGAGCCUCGCCCACGAAUUUAGAAAUCCCAAGCCCACAACAGAAGAAGAUGAACAUAGCUUCAACUCAAAGACUUCUGUGGCCCAGUCGCCCAUGCUCACUGAAUCCAGCCUCUGGAUUGGGUAUCCAGCAGAUUGGCCGGAACCUGUUAAAUUCUCCAGGCAACCAGCAGUCUACAACCCAAUCGAAUGGAGGGAAGACAUGGAAUCCCGGUCUGUUCCUCUACAGGAAAAUCAACAUCCAGCUGCAGUCUUAUCGGGAAAGGAGGCAAACGUACAGACCCCAGAGCGUCCAGCCAGGGUUUCCAAGGAACCUGGUGCUACUGAUUCUGAUCCUACAGAAAAAGAGAAUGCUAAGGAUGAACUGGUGUCACUUUUAGCUCCACUGGAGGAAAACAAACCACAGAUGAAAGAAUUUUCAGUAGCUGAAGCUGCCAAGUUCCAGACAGAUGUCAAGCUGGAUGGACAAAGUGUUUUAGAAUAUGAAGAAAAUGGACUUAAAACUUGUCAAGAAAGCAAUCUAGAAGCAGCUGAAAGUUCUAAAUCCUGCUCUAUACUAAGGUUCUUCACCAAACCUGAUCGUAGUGAUGCUGAGCCCACAGCAAGAAAGGACGAAUAUAAUUUUGACACAAAGGCCAAGGAUAAGUUAGAGAAACAUUCCUUGCCUCAGAGAGCAUCCCAGCAUCCAGGCAAGCAGACAAGCGCUCCCCCUUUACAACUCCAAGAGCAAGGGCAGGAGCCAGAGAUGAGCACAUCUUCUGAUGGAGAAAAUAUGGCCAAACAUUCAAGAUCUGCUAAGGGGCAAGUGCUCAGGGGAGCGUUGAUAGGAGACAAACUGAAGGGUAAAGACGCUCUGCAACUUGUUGUAAACAAGCUAAGCCAGAAGGUUGGUGAUGUUUGUGAACCUGUCAAAAGCUAUGUUCACCAAGAGGAAGAGCGAUCACGUGAUGACUGUACAGGAAAACCACCCCUCAGGUUGGCCUCCCCUAAACUGGCCGGUGAUGUGCUUGAUUGUGAGGACAGAGAUGGGGCUGCAGCGCUGGUGUCUGAAGCACCGCAGACCUUUCCCGAACAGAAGGAAGGUGGCCUUGGAAACGUCUUUCCAUGUCCCUGGUCCUCUCAGGUUGUGGAAAACAGUGGCCAGUCAAUCUCUAAAUUUCCCUUAAGGAAGAAUAAAUUAGACUAUGAAGGUAACAAGUUUGAAAUAGAGGAAUCCCUUCAUAUAUGCAAGGAGAAAUCUUCUAAAAAUACAGAAAGUAAAAAGAUAAGAUGUAGAUGCCCAGAAGUGUGUCUGGGUGAAAAGCAAGAAGGCUGUGAGUUCAAGAGCAAGUUGAAAAAAUCUACAGAACCAAAACACAUGGACUGGCCGUUAGAUAUCAGAUACAUGCCGAAGUUCAGUGAGUCCAGAGGGCUUUCGGAUGCCAAAGAAAGAAAUCACGUGAGUGAAUUAAAAAGUUGGGGUGAUUCUACCCUUUGCGACACUUACAAGAAAAUUAAAGGCACACAGAAGCCACUCCACAGCUGCUGCGAAGCUCCCGUACAUACCGUGGGAACCAUCAGUGCCACGCCGCCUGGUGGCAGGACAGCAAGCAAUUUUGCGGAUGAAGAUUUUCAGGACAGGCUGUCCGACACUGAGUUCCGCAUAUUAGAGGAAGAGAUCCUGGCUUGGGAGAAAGUCCACCUAGAAAACGAGAGUGUCUGUGAGAAUCUUCCAAACAAGUAUGAGGGAUUUUCAUCUGAUGCCACAGAUCUAAAGGGGAAAUACAGAGAAAAUGAACACACAGGAGAAUUGGACUCUGAGGUGACAACCCAGUCAGAACAAAAGAGUCUUGAUGGCAGUGAAAAUAACCAGCUACAAUCAGGUCAAUCCCAGGGCGUUUCCGUGUCAGUGAGCACCUUCACAUGUUUUGAUACCCCGGUAUCGAAUAACAUUUCUCCUUGCCUCAAACUUACUUCAAAGGUUGAAGAAAUGAGCAAGCAGUGGCCGAGUCCAGAAGUGGAAGUCUCAGAGAGCCUGUGUCUUACCGUCACUGACUGCAAUGACAAUGGGUGGAUUGUCAAAAGGAAAGGAGGAAGGACCAAGAAGCUGUUCCCUUCUGAGGACAAAGAUGAGCUUGCUAAGAGUGCACCUGACACAUGUAUGAAAGAAAUAAGGAAAACUGAAAGGGAAGCAUGGACCCCCAGACAAGCUGUGAUCACACCAGUGUUUGAGAAGUCCCUUCCAGAAGCUGCUGGCCUGCUGCUGGUGAAGGAUGGCCACCAUCUGAGUAAAAUGGGUCAGGCUGAAAGAAGGCUUACAAAGAGACAAGUUACAGAAAAGCACAAGGCUGCCAAAAAGAGUAACCCGGGAAGCCACUCCUCCAUGAAGGUAAUGGAGACUGAUGCUGAGAAGGAAGGGGGUAUAGUAGCUGCAGAUUUUCAGAUGCCUUCCUGCAGGCGUCCUGUCAGUGUGCUGUUGAAGGGGUCCCGGCAGAUCUGCGGCGUUCUGCCACGCUGCUCUCAUCCCUCCUGUGUGCUGUCCUGUGGUCUCCGCAAGCCACAGUCUUACCAGAUUCACCUCCCUCGCCAGAAUUCUGGUAGCCUGCUGAAACUUUGGGAUAUAGUGCAUUCAUAUGAAAGACAAAUGGAGCUUAAAAACAGUCACUAUGAACUACUUACAAGAAAACUUGAAAACAUGGAAAAUAUGGCCAGUGGUAUACAGAGAGAACAGACAGAAAUUAAUAAAAUAAAACCCUGGUUACAGAAUAAAAGAGUAGACUUGGAAGAACUCUGCACUUUGAGAUUCCCCUUAAAACAAGGUGAGAAGCAAGAAAAUGCUGAGUCUACGUUUCAACAAAAGAUGCAGCUGAGCAGGAAAGAGGAGCUGUGUGAUGAAAAUGCAGAAUGGACUCAACACCCAGAAAACAGGACUGCGAAUAUGGAUGUAAAGGUCCUAGAAAAUGGUUUGAGACAGUUAUAUAAGCUGAAAGAAGAUUUGGAAACUACAUAUUACAAAUAUCUACACAUGGUUGUCAAACUUCAGUUUAUGGAGCAAGAGCUGAUAGUGAUAAAAACAGAACACAAGAAGCGUGGACACCUACUCAAGGACCAUACACACUCAGAGGAAGUUCUUCCCUGCAGAAACCAGAUGCGAGAGUGUGCGACCCAAGCAAGAGACCAAAACAACACUGAGGACUUAAGAGACACUAAUGAAUUUGUAACGUUAGACCAGAUGGAACUCCGAAUUAAAAACUUGGAAUCCCAGCUAGCCAUGAGGGAAGCUCAGCAAAGUCUCCAUGAAGGAGGAGUGCUAAAACCCGAGCACUGCUAUGCAGAAGAGAGCAGCAUGAUGCCGCCAUUGAGAGCGGAGCUGAGCGAGCAAGCCAAACAGAGUCCUAGGAAAUAG
This is a messenger RNA of Phodopus roborovskii (desert hamster), 4317 nucleotides long. Its product is annotated as putative coiled-coil domain-containing protein 144C. Gene Ontology annotation, molecular function: protein binding. The record is from RefSeq and is a predicted model, not a curated record. The coding region runs from base 25 to 4317 and encodes 1430 amino acids. The transcript has 29 exons. NCBI's taxonomy places the organism in Eukaryota, Metazoa, Chordata, Mammalia, Rodentia, Cricetidae.